Messenger RNA from Pseudoliparis swirei, 1831 nucleotides. RefSeq lists its product as uncharacterized. Bases 55 to 1239 code for a protein of 394 amino acids. NCBI's taxonomy places the organism in Eukaryota, Metazoa, Chordata, Actinopteri, Perciformes, Liparidae. Gene Ontology annotation, cellular component: actin cortical patch; Arp2/3 protein complex. Gene Ontology annotation, molecular function: actin filament binding. Gene Ontology annotation, biological process: Arp2/3 complex-mediated actin nucleation. The transcript has 9 exons. The record is from RefSeq and is a predicted model, not a curated record.
UGGAGCCGCUGCCAAAUCCAUGCAUCGCCGUCUUGGAUUUGUCAUUUGUUGAGCAUGGACAGCGAGGGGAGAAAAGUGGUGGUCUGUGACAACGGGACCGGGUUUGUCAAGUGUGGCUUCGCUGGAUCCAACUUCCCCGACCACAUCUUCCCCGCCAUGGUGGGCCGUCCCCUCAUCCGCUCCACCACCAAAGUGGGCAACAUUGAGAUAAAGGACCUGAUGGUGGGCGAUGAGGCCAGCGAAUGCCGCUCCAUGCUGGAGGUGUCCUACCCCAUGGAGAACGGCAUGGUGCGCAGCUGGGAAGACAUGCUCCACCUGUGGGACUACACCUUCGGGCCGGACCGCCUGGACGUCAACCCGCCGGAAUGCAAGAUCCUGCUAACCGAGCCGCCCAUGAACCCCACCAAGAACCGGGAGAAGAUCGCGGAGGUCAUGUUCGAGAAGUACCAGUUCUACGGCAUUUAUGUGGCUAUUCAGGCGGUGCUCACUCUGUACGCCCAGGGUUUGCUGACGGGCGUGGUCCUCGACUCGGGGGACGGGGUCACCCACAUCUGCCCCGUGUACGAGGGCUAUUCUUUACCCCACCUCACGCGCCGGCUGGACAUCGCAGGACGCGACAUCACGCGGUACCUCAUCAAGCUGCUGCUCCUCCGCGGCUACGCCUUCAACCACACGGCCGACUUCGAGACGGUGCGUCUGUUGAAGGAGGAGCUCUGCUACGUGGGCUACGACAUCGAGCAGGAGCAGCGCCUGGCGCUGGAGACCACCUACCUGGUGGAGACCUUCACGCUCCCUGACGGCCGGCAGGUGAAGGUGGGCGGGGAGAGGUUCGGGGCCCCCGAGGCUCUCUUCCAGCCCCACCUCAUCAACGUGGAGGGAGCCGGAGUGGCGGAGCUGCUGUUUAACACCAUCCAGGCCGCAGACAUCGACCUCAGGUCCGACUUCUAUAAGCACAUCGUGCUGUCGGGGGGGUCCACCAUGUACCCGGGACUUCCAUCCAGGCUGGAGAGAGAGAUGAAGCAGCUCUACCUGGAGAGGGUGCUGGACGGAGACACGCAGAAACUAUCAAAGUUCCGGAUCCGCAUCGAGGACCCCCCCCGGCGUAAACACAUGGUGUUCCUGGGCGGCGCGGUGCUGGCCAACAUCAUGAAAGACAAGGACUCCUUCUGGCUGAGCAGGGCGGAGUACCAGGAGAAAGGCCUGGGGGCGCUGCAAAAGCUGGGAGUCGGAAUCAGAUAAGAAUACAACCGGUAAACAACAAACAAAUAUAUUUCAGAUUUCAGAUAUUUCAGCUUUUACUUCCACUCCUCACCUCUUGUCGUCGUGCUGGAGGACGAGUCGACGCGCUCGUGUCAUGGCGCCGUCCAAAUGGCGCUCCUUCAUUCCUGCUGUAGUGCUGGAACCAUUUUUUUUUUAAUUAAUCAAUUAGUCGGCUGACAAAAAUAAAAAAGUGACAUUGAUGGUUACAUUUUUUUGUUUGUUUAUAUCAUUUAAAAAUGGACAUGUUUGCAUUUUGACUGUUUUCUGACUUUUCAUGAAUGUGAAUAUGUGCAACCCCGUAUUGUGAUUUGUCCACUGGAAACCACACCGUGAUGUUACUGGUGGGAAACGCCACUGACUGAAAUGUGAAAUGUUUUUAAUGGUAAAUAAUCAUAAAUCUGUCAAACUACACUAGAGGAACAACUUUGCUCUCUAGCUCAUUGUAAUCUUAAAACAGUGGUAAGAAAUUCUGUAUAUUUUCUUUGCAUUUGGGCAAAAUCAGUCCGAAUAUCUGAUUGGUCAGAUGUAUGAGGAUUUUAACAACUUUUAAAUAAACUUUAUUACACAUGCC